AUGCUGAAUGAGGACAGCAUAGAGGUUGAUCUAGUGAAAAUAGAAAAUGAGCUAAAGAAAAACCAAGACGAUAUUGAAAAAAAAAAAAAAAAAAAAGUGCAAUUUUCUGAUAAAAAUGAAACCAUAUAUUAUGAAAAAGAUGAAAAUGAAAAUAAUUAUUUUAAUUUUGCCUUAAACAAUUUUAAUUAUUUUGAAUGUUUUUACAAUGAAAUGUAUAACAUUGAUUUUAAUGAAGGGGAAUAUAAAAAUGAAGAUACAAUUUUAAAUGUAGAAGACAGAACUGCAGCUUACGAUAAUAAUGAUGAACCUUUUGAAAACAGUAAGGAGGCUGAUGAGGACUAUAAGGAAGGGGAGCAGUCAAAAAAACAAUUAGGAAAAAAGGGUAUGAAUGAUAGCACCAGUGCUGAUGAUAUUGGUAACAACAACAGCAGCAACAACAGCAGUAAUGGUGUGAAAGACUAUGUAACUAAAAGAGAAAGAUUUAAUCAAACGUUCAAUGAGGACUGUUCCUUCGAAAUUGACGAUAUACAAAAAGCAUUAAUAAAUGCGGAGGAGCGAACGACAAACUAUAGUAAAGAUUAUUUCGGAUAUGAUAUUGAGCCAUUUAAUAUGAAAAAUGAAUUAAAAGAAGGAUAUAUAGACAAACAUGGUAAUUACAUUUAUAAUGAUUAUGAUUAUGAGGAUGUUGAAGAGGCAUGGUUAAAAGCAGUAGAUGAAGAGGAUCCAUUUACGACAUUUUCCAAUCAUAAAUUAAAGUCAAAAAUACAUAAUGCAGCUAUGUCCACGAUUGGUGAUAAUAACAGUAACGGCAGUGGUAACCGUAACUGUAAUAGUAGAACUAAUAUCAGUAGUAAUGGCAGUAGUAAUGGCAGUAGUAAUAUAAGUAGUAAUAGCAGUAGUAAUAUCAGUAGUAAUAGCAGUAGUAAUAUCAGUAGUAAUAGCAGUAGUAAUAUCAGUAGUAAUAGCAGUAGUAAUAUCAGUAGUAAUAGCAGUAGUAAUAUCAGUAGUAAUAGCAGUAGUAAUAAUUUAAAUAAUUAUAUGCGCACUGUGAAUAUAUACGAUGCGCUAUACUCUCUGUCCUGUUUAUUAAUUGACAAAGAGACACCAAUUAAAGCGAUGAUAAGAUAUAAGAAUGAUUUAAAAUUAUGUAAAAAUUAUUUAAACGAGUGUAAACUGAAAUUACAGAAAUUUAAUUCUUUUGUUACAUCAGAUGCAGAAAAGUCUACAUUGCUUGACGACCAUACGGUUGUAAUUGAUGGUCAGUCAUUUAACGAUAUGCAUUCAGAUAGACCUCCCUCAAAUUAUGGAGGACAAAAUAAAAGAAAUAUAUUGCAAGUUAAUAUUAAAAGGAGCAGGAGGUGGAAGAAGGACUACUCUGAUAGUGGGGGGAAGAGGCAAAAUACUCAGGACAACAACCUCGAGGGGGAUGAUAUUAAUGAACAACAUGAGGAGGAAGUAAAGGUGGACAAGGUGAAGGUAGAUAACACGAAUGAAGUGAAUGGGAAGGAGGACCGAGCAGAUGAUGAGAAACACGAUGAAGAGCAAAUGGUGGGGAAGCCCCCACCAAGGGAAGAUGUCAAAGAGGAGAAGGUGAAGGAUAAAGAAGUGAAGCAAGAACUGAAAGAGGAGGAUUCUAACGAGGCAACUGCUAAUGAGACAACUACUAACGAGGCAACUGCUAAUGAGACAACUACUAACGAGGCAACUGCUAACGAGGCAACUGCUAACGAGGCAACUGCUAACGAGGCAACUGCUAACGAGGCAACUGCUAACGAGGCAACUGCUAAUGAGACAACUACUAACGAGGCAACUGCUAAUGAGACAACUACUAACGAGGCAACUGCUAAUGAGACAACUACUAACGAGGCAACUGCUAAUGAGACAACUACUAACGAGGCAACUGCUAAUGAGACAACUACUAACGAGGCAACUACUAACGAGGCAACUACUAACGAGGCAACUACUAACGAGGCAACUGCAAAUGAGGAAAAUAUUAACGAAGUUAUCAAAGUGAACAUUGACACAUGCUGGGAGUCGAUGAAUGGUGAAGAAUGCAUAACUACUAAUAAAGAAGAAAAUGAGACAGGAGUAUUGGAUGAUGAAAAAUUAAAAGAAUUGCAAAAAUUAGAAGAGGCAUAUCAAAAGAUAACUCUCGAUUACAAAACAAUAGAAAGACGGUUUAACAAUUUAAUUGAUUUAACACAAAAAUUAACGAAUGAAUAUAAGAAUGUGUACUUUUUAACAAAAAAUGAAUUUGAAUCCUUAUGUAAAAAAUUAGAACAAUACAAGGAAAAUAUAGAAAUACAAUGGCAAUUUAAAUGGAAUUGUGAUAGUAACAAUAAUAUUUAUGGUCCUUAUAAUUAUUAUGAUAUAUAUAAUUUCAUAUCAGUUGGAAUUGUAUCUGCAGUAAAUCCUAUACAACUAAGAAGAAUAAAUAAUGAAAACAAAGUUAUAGAAAACAUUUGGCAAAUGUAUGAUGCUGUUAACUACUUAACUUUUGUUAGUAAUGAAAAUAUUAAGAAAAAAAGAAAACUUGAUGAAACCCACAUUUUUGAUUAUGCAGAGGAUGGAAAUGAGAAAGGAGAAGAAAAUGAUGAUGAUGAUAAUGAUGAUAAUUCUGUAGAUGACAAUUAUGAAAUAAAAAAAAAAAGAAGGAAAAAAAAAAAGGGGUUAAUUCAAAUAUCCAAAAAAAAGGAAAAAUUGCAAGAUGAGGAGGACAGUGAUGAUAAUGAAGAUGAUUAUGAAAGUUACGAAAUUUGA
Molecule: messenger RNA, 2760 nt
Organism: Plasmodium malariae
Lineage: Eukaryota; Apicomplexa; Aconoidasida; Haemosporida; Plasmodiidae
Product: conserved Plasmodium protein, unknown function
Exons: 1
Coding region: 1-2760 (919 amino acids)
Cellular component (GO): U5 snRNP
Source: RefSeq, a predicted model, not a curated record